This is a messenger RNA of Daphnia carinata, 987 nucleotides long. The record is from the annotation of a RefSeq genome assembly. NCBI's taxonomy places the organism in Eukaryota, Metazoa, Arthropoda, Branchiopoda, Diplostraca, Daphniidae.
AUGUGACUUUCUCCUUCUUUAAUUUUAAUAUUUAUGAGAAUUUUUUCAAGUAUCUUUUUGGUGAUGUCCUCUCCUUCUUUUUUAAUUUCGUGAGUUGGUUUGGAGCUCAACACUUUGGUAUUUUUGCCUAUUAUGUUAAAUAAGAAAUUAAGAAUUAUCAGUGAAGCCUCUGUCAAAUAUUUUUUGACUCAGACUUUGGCUUCAAUCUUAAUUAUUUUAAGAGCUUUUUUUUUCUUCUUUGAUUUUAUGAUUUUAGGUAAUCUUAUCUUGUUAUGUGGUUUAGCUAUUAAAUUAGGGGCUGCCCCUUUCCACAGUUGAAUACUCAGUGUGGCUGAGACUUUAAGAUGGUUAUGUUUAUUUAUUUUAUUAACUGUUCGGAAAAUUAAUCCUUUAUUGAUUUUAUGGGGAUUUAUUGAGUAUGACUUAGGAUUAAUAGAUACAUUAAUUAUUUUGUCCCUAUGUGUUGGGGGGUUACUAGGUUUAGUUCAGACUAGAACGCGCUUAUUAGUAACUUUUUCUUCAAUUAAUAAUUUAGGAUGACUUUUAGUUAGUUUGUCUUUUGAUUUAUGAUUAGGUGUAUUGUAUUUUUUUAUUUAUAUAGUUGUUCUAUUACCUGUAAUUUUGAUUUUUGACACAUUUAAUAUUUCUCAUAUUAAUGAAUUUGUUUUAGUAAAUUUUAACUCUUCAAAGCAAAUUUUUAUAUUUUUAUCAAUUUUAUCAUUGGGGGGUCUUCCUCCUUUUUUGGGGUUUCUACCUAAAUGAUUAAUUUUACAAAAUACUAUUAGAGUUGGGUGAUAUUUCUUUAGAUUUUUUAUGAUUUUAGCCAGAUUAUUUACUCUAUUUUUUUAUUUGCGAAUAAUAUUCACAUCUUUUAUUAUAAAUAGAACAAAUUUAUUAUUUUUGAAUUUUACAUAUUCUUUAAAUAAUUUAAUUACAUUUACACUGUCUUUGUCUAUUUUUGGGUUAUUUUUGUUUUUAUUUAUUUAG